Messenger RNA from Sorex fumeus (smoky shrew), 1630 nucleotides. It is a transcript of the gene TGFB3, whose product is annotated as transforming growth factor beta 3. The transcript is spliced from 7 exons. Gene Ontology annotation, cellular component: extracellular region. NCBI's taxonomy places the organism in Eukaryota, Metazoa, Chordata, Mammalia, Eulipotyphla, Soricidae. The coding region runs from base 250 to 1482 and encodes 410 amino acids. Gene Ontology annotation, biological process: transforming growth factor beta receptor signaling pathway; BMP signaling pathway; SMAD protein signal transduction. Gene Ontology annotation, molecular function: type III transforming growth factor beta receptor binding; growth factor activity; type II transforming growth factor beta receptor binding. The record is from RefSeq and is a predicted model, not a curated record.
GCACCCGGGGGGCUCCUCGGUGCUCGGGGCUGCCAGCCCUUCCUGGAAGUCCCGAAGCUCUCUCGCAGUGCAGUGAGUUCAUGCGCCUUCUUGCCAAGCCUCCGUCUGCGGGAUCUGGGGAGGCUGUCUGCUCUGCCUCCCUCCUUCUUCUGCACGGCGGUGGCCGGGGUCUCCUCCUCGCCAGGUCCUGAAGCCUCCCCUUGCCCCCCACCCCCACCCCGGGCCUCCCUCCCUAGCUCGCCCCUGAAGAUGCACUGGCAGAGGACUCUGGUGGUCUUGGUCCUGCUGAACUUUGCCACGGUCAGCCUCUCUCUGUCUACUUGCACCACCUUGGACUUUGGCCACAUCAAGAAGAAGAGGGUGGAAGCCAUUAGGGGACAGAUUUUGAGCAAGCUCCGGCUGACCAGUCCCCCCGAGCCAUCGCUGAUGACCGAUGUCCCCUACCAGGUGCUGGCCCUGUACAACAGCACCCGGGAGCUGCUGGAGGAGAUGCAGGGCGAGCGGGAAGACGGCUGCACGCAAGAGAACACAGAGUCUGAGUACUAUGCCAAGGAAAUCCAUAAGUUCGACAUGAUCCAGGGACUGGCGGAGCACAAUGAGCUGGCUGUGUGUCCCAAGGGAAUCACCUCCAAGGUGUUCCGCUUCAAUGUGUCCUCGGUGGAGAAGAAUGGAACCAACUUGUUCCGAGCAGAGUUCCGGGUCUUGCGGGUCCCCAACCCCAGCUCCAAGCGCAACGAGCAGAGGAUUGAGCUCUUCCAGAUCCUCCGGCCAGAUGAGCACAUAGCCAAGCAGCGCUACAUUGGAGGCAAGAACCUGCCCACGCGGGGCACGGCCGAGUGGCUGUCUUUCGACGUGACGGACACGGUGCGGGAGUGGCUGCUGCGCAGAGAGUCCAACCUGGGCCUGGAGAUCAGCAUCCACUGCCCGUGCCACACGUUUCAGCCCAAUGGGGACAUCCUGGAGAACAUUCGCGAGGUGAUGGAGAUCAAGUUCAAAGGUGUGGACAGUGAGGAUGACCAUGGCCGUGGUGAUCUGGGGCGCCUCAAGAAGCAGAAGGACCACCACAACCCUCACCUCAUCCUUAUGAUGAUUCCCCCGCACCGGCUCGACAAUCCUGGCCAAGCAGGGCUGAGGAAGAAGCGUGCCCUUGACACCAAUUAUUGCUUCCGAAAUCUGGAGGAAAACUGCUGUGUGCGCCCUCUCUACAUUGACUUCCGGCAGGAUCUGGGUUGGAAAUGGGUCCACGAGCCUAAGGGUUACUACGCCAACUUCUGCUCUGGCCCCUGCCCGUACCUCCGCAGUGCAGAUACAACCCACAGCACGGUGCUGGGACUGUACAACACCCUGAACCCCGAAGCGUCUGCCUCUCCGUGCUGUGUGCCCCAGGACCUGGAGCCCCUCACCAUCCUGUACUACGUCGGGAGGACCCCCAAAGUGGAACAACUCUCUAACAUGGUGGUCAAGUCCUGUAAGUGCAGCUGAGCCCCCCACCACACCGCCUGUGAGCACGAGAGGAGAGAGCAGGAGCGCCCCCACCUCACCACCUGCUCCUCAGGAAACCCGAAGCACCCCGUCUGGUCUGUCUCCCCUCGAAGCCUGGGGGGCCCCCUCCCCCCGCUGCGGUUCCAGG